AUGACCACAGCGAUUUCUUCUAUAGCAGCCACUUCCUCUCCAACCCACACUGAGAGUGCCACCACAGUGCCUACAUCUACAGAUCUCAGUUCCUCUCCCACUCCUACUGACAUUGCCACAACAGUGUCUUCUUCUACAGAGCCCACUUCCUCUCCAACAUCCACUGAGAAAGCCAGUUCGUCUCCACCUUCCACUGACAGCACUACCACAGUGAUUUCUUCUAUAGCAGCCACUUCCUCUCCAACC
Messenger RNA from Acinonyx jubatus (cheetah), 246 nucleotides. Its product is annotated as spore coat protein SP96-like. The annotation marks the transcript as partial. The transcript has 2 exons. Lineage: Eukaryota; Metazoa; Chordata; Mammalia; Carnivora; Felidae. The record is from RefSeq and is a predicted model, not a curated record.